GGCAGCAGCGCUCGGUAGCAGCAUCAGUAGGUAUGGAGUAGGGCCGGCGAGGAAGGGGCCCGGCCGAACCGUCCGACAAACGAUGCCCGACUUACUUCGGAGUAGUUGUUAACGUAGUAUGUGUGUGACAACGGGAUUGACAGCAUGGCUUCGCCGUCCAACCUAGGAGGAGGUUACUUCGAUCUUCAUCGGACCAUCAAUGGUUCUAAUUGCACGCAGCCGGCCAUCGAGGACUUUCCACACGACUUCUUCGACGAGAAGCAGCGGCAAGCCGGCGCCGUAGUCAUCCACGUCCUCAUCUCCCUUUACCUGUUCGUCGCCCUAGCUGUAGUAUGCGACAAAUUCUUCGUACCUGCCGUAGAAAAAAUAUGCCACGCGCUGUCGAUGUCGAAAGAUGUGGCAGGCGCGACUUUCAUGGCCGCGGCGACAUCGGCACCGGAGCUCUUCGUCAACGCGAUCGGCACCUUCAUCACCGAGGGCGACAUCGGCGUCGGCACGAUCGUCGGCUCGGCGGUUUUCAACAUCCUCGCCGUCCCCGCGUGCUGCGGUAUCGGCGCGGGAAUGCAAGUGGUGCCGCUGGACUGGUGGCCGGUGAGCAGAGACUGUCUGGCUUACGGUGUGACCGUGGCCAUCUUAAUCUGUAUUAUUCACGACGAGCGGGUCGAGUGGUAUGAGGCCCUUUCGCUCGUCCUCCUCUACAUCGUCUACAUCGCCGUCAUGUACUACGACAAGUCGUUCCAACGGUGUGCGCGUUUCCGCCGAAAGAACUCGACCGCGCCCGAGGCCCUCAAUGCCCGACCAGGUGACGCCGGGGAAAUUCACUUAUCGAGAUCCGAUAAAUUGCAAUCGCCCAUCGACCGCGUCGAGCAAAUUGCGACCAUCGACGUGCCACUGCAGAACGGCGGCACCAAGUCGCAGGAGGAGAAUCACGAGUCUGAAUACGAGUACCAGCUGUUGGUAUGGCCAUCGAAGGCCGGUUGGAUAAGAAAGACCGCGUGGAUAAUAACGUGGCCGAUUCACCUGAUAUUCAUGUGCACGAUCCCGGAUUGCGACAAACCCAGGUUCAAAAAGUGGUUCCCCGUGACCUUUCUCAUGUGCAUCGUCUGGAUCGGUUCCCUGAGCUACCUCGUCGCAUGGAUGAUCACCAUCAUCGGGGACACCCUAAAAAUACCAGACUCGGUAAUGGGGAUCACGUUUCUUGCAGCAGGGACGAGCGUGCCCGAAGCCGUAUCCAGUGUCAUCGUCGCUAAGCAAGGUCACGGCUCGAUGGGCAUAAGCAACUCGAUCGGCUCGAACACGUUCGACAUACUGCUCUGCCUGGGUCUCCCGUGGCUGAUCAAAUCAUCGUUCGCCCCGACCGUGAAGGGCCAGCACUACAUCAGCAUCAACUCGGGCGGCCUCGAGUACAGCGCGAUCUCCCUCCUCUCGACCCUACUGCUCCUCUACGUCGCCUUCGCCGCGAAUCGCUUCCAACUCGACCGCAAGGUCGGACGCGCCUGCCUCUGCAUGUACGCCGUCUUCCUCAUACUCGCCACCCUCAUCGAGCUCAACGUCUUCUUCAGGGUCAACUUGCCCACUUGUCCCCGAUAGGGUUCUCAACUACAAUAUUACUACUAUUGCCCAAUAAUCUCUUGUUCAUCCAACACCACCACUAUGCUCUCCCUUCGUUCCUACCUUCACACCUAUUACCUUCCAACUAUAGACAAGUGCGGUUUUUUUUUUUUUUUUUUUUUUUCUUUUUUUUUACUACUACUAUUAUUGUUCUUACUACAGCUGACAUACGCUAACGUAACGUUGAGUGUGUGUUUUAUCUUUGGUGUUGAUUUCAAAUAGAUUAUCAUCAUCUGUACAAGCCGCGCGACCUCGAAUCAAACAUAGCGAGAAAAAAAAAAAAAAAAAAUACUGUUACGUCGAUAUUUUUGUGAAUUUCGGUUGUUUACGCCAAAUGUGGCUUUAGCAUGUUUUUUAAAUUGUAAAAUUCCAUAUUUUCUUUCUUUGCAAGAGUUGGUAAAAAAUAGUAAUAGUAAGUAAUAGUUAACAAAAUAACAAAAGAAGGGACGAAGAAGAGAGCGUGCCAAGGCAACGAUGUGUACGUGUGUGUGCGCGUGUGCUAAAUGUGCGUGUACGUUUACAGUUCAUUUUUAGGUUCUUUGCACGUGUGAAACAACAACAACAAUAAUAAUAAUAAUAAAAGCAUGAAAAUUUGUUGGCCUUAUUGAAAGGGUAAACGCUUAGGUACAACUGUUACGUGAAGAAUAUGAAUGAUCUUCAACAAUUGUUUGACCACUAAUAAAAUAGACGAAUUUACAGUUUAUCCAUUUUGUGAAACAUUUAUGUGAAAAAAAUAUUGAUCUUUUGGUUAUUUUGUAUAUUUAACGAUAUUUUACUUUUGUGUUGUCAUUAAAUUUAUCGAGGUAAAAUCGAGUCGUUAAACACAAAUCUACCUUAUUGACAAUAUGUACCAAUUUUCUUCAGUUUAUUAACGUUAUUUACCUUAAUUUCUCAAAACGUCUGACACAGUUCUUGUAUAAGUCUUAUUUUCUUCCUUACAAAAAAAAAAAAAAAAAAAAAAAUUUCAAUAAGUUAGAUUUCUGUUUUACGAACUGACAAAUCCCUUCAACUGCUGAAAUGAUAACAGGCACAUACGUAAUGUAUAAUUUAUCAUGACAAUCUAAUAAAUCUCAAUGGACAGGCAAUUCUCGCGCUUCACUUUUAUAUAUACAUCGCAAGAAUUGAAAUGUCCUUUCAAGUGUGCUAGGCGAUAAAAUCUCUCGUUAACUCUAUUACAUUAAGUUUCAUAGAUUAUAAAUUUUAUUCAUUUGUUAGCUAUUAAUGAAAUGGUCACCGAUUUUUGUCUACAUUAAAAAAAAUUUAUUUUUUCUGUAACCCCAUAUAAUUGCGUUAAUUUGAAUGCGUGCGGGUGAGAAGAAAAAAGUAUACUAUUAUACAUGGAUUCUCGCGUUAAAAUGUGUUCUUAUACUCGCUUAACAAUAUAAAUUUUAGAUUUUUCAGGAAUAUCCGCAAACCAAUGUAUCGUUAUGUAACUAAUUUGAUGACCAAAAAGCUUCGGAAUCUCGAAAAAGAAAAACUUUGUACAUUUAAAAAAAAGGUGACGUAUGUAUGCAAUUUAUUACGUAAAGAUGGAGAAAAAAAAUGCGAUGUUUAUGCAUACAUGUACAUGUAUUACAUUAAAAAUGUGUCAAUAAAUCUCAUUUCGUACGA
This is a messenger RNA of Copidosoma floridanum, 3222 nucleotides long. It is a transcript of the gene zyd, whose product is annotated as sodium/potassium/calcium exchanger zydeco. Gene Ontology annotation, biological process: calcium ion transmembrane transport; intracellular calcium ion homeostasis. NCBI's taxonomy places the organism in Eukaryota, Metazoa, Arthropoda, Insecta, Hymenoptera, Encyrtidae. Gene Ontology annotation, molecular function: calcium channel activity; calcium, potassium:sodium antiporter activity. Gene Ontology annotation, cellular component: plasma membrane. The record is from RefSeq and is a predicted model, not a curated record.